This is a messenger RNA of Lolium perenne, 768 nucleotides long. RefSeq names its product osmotin-like protein. The record is from RefSeq and is a predicted model, not a curated record. Lineage: Eukaryota; Viridiplantae; Streptophyta; Magnoliopsida; Poales; Poaceae.
AUGGCCUCCACUCGUUGCAGUGGAGGGAGGCCGCCGAUGCCGGACCUCGGGAAGCAGUGGCAGGCAUGGGAAGCUCCUGAACGAGCGAAUCACGGGGAGGAGUGGGCAGACCACGGGAGCCGGUGGGUGGGAUGGCGCACCUUCUGCAGGACGCCGACCAGCUGCGACACGGGCUCGUCGCCGCCGAGGACGGUGGUGCAGCUGGGCGUGCACUCCACCGAGGACCUGGCGACGUACAGCGUGAGCCUCGAGGACGGCUUCAACCUGGCGACGGUGGUCACCCCGCUGUUCAGCGGCGGCGGGCAGUGCCUGGCGCUGGGCUGCCCGCUGAACCUCACCGACGGGUGCCCCGUGGAUCAGGUCAAAAUCGACGACUGCCGCAUCAUGGUGGCGUGCAAGGGGGACCCCGGCUACUUCAAGCGGUGGUGCCCGCUGACGCGGGUGAACAAUACCGACCGUGAGCCACUGCCACAGAGCUGCAUCGCGCCCCGCGAGCUCAAGGUCGUCUUCUGCCAGACGAAGCUCGCCCAUCUGACCAUGCUCCGCUCCCGCAGCUUCUCCAGCAGCCGCCCAAGGUACUUCUUCUCCAGCAGCAGGUCGCCGCCGGCCGCCUCGCUGGUGGCGCCCAUCUUCCUGAAGAACCUUGCCACCUCCUCCUUGCUCUCGUUGCCCGCGCCGCCGUGCUGCUGCACCACCUCCGCCGCCGACAGCACCUCGGCGUCCUCCGCCAACCGCACCAUCUUUGCCAUGAACGACUGGAUCAUGUGA